Ceutorhynchus assimilis (cabbage seed weevil) is the source of this 2631-nucleotide messenger RNA. The record is from the annotation of a GenBank genome assembly. Lineage: Eukaryota; Metazoa; Arthropoda; Insecta; Coleoptera; Curculionidae.
UUGGCAAAGAGGCUGAGGCAAAGGCAAAGUCACGUGGUUUGGGUUUGGAUGGUACCCAGUGUAGUGUUUUGGUUUAGGUACCUAGGUACUAUUUUAGUAGGUUGUGAUUUCAUUAAACGAUUUAACACUGGUAGUAACUAAUAGGCAACCAAUAUUGUCCUUCCUCAGUUUUGUAUAAUCUGCAUUUUUUAUUUUAUUAAUAGAUGUGUCAUAAUUAACAUUGAUAAAAAUCUGGUAAACUGCUGAAUUAAUAAUUUAAACUUCCGACGCUGAUAUAUUGCUUUUUGAAAGCAUUGCUGUGGUUAGAUAAUAGAUGUUUUUCUGUUGUUUUUGCCUGUGGUUUUAUCUUUUCAUGUUUGUCUCGAUUUCCAUUAAGUAAGUAGGUAAAAACUAUUCUUUCUAAUUUCUCCGAAGAGACAUUUAUUUUUUAAAUGGUUAAUCACGUAUGCAGAACAUGCCUAUAUGUGUGUGAAAAUGAAUUUUCUUUCAAGAAAUUGGAGAAAGUUAAGGCAGUCUUGGAAUUUUUCAUCCCUGAAGUUAAAAACUGCAUCGGAAACUACUCCUUAAUAUGUGAACAAUGCUACUACUUCCUGAAAAGCAUUGAAAAAUUCAAACAAAAAUGUAAGGACACCCAGAAUAAACUGUACUCUAUUAAUCUAGAGUCAAUAAGAGACAAUCAUAAUUUAGUCUUGAGAUCUGUGAUUGUUAACAAUACUUGUCUCAAAAAUAAGAAGCAAAUUUGCCAAAAGGAAGAAACUGAAUUCAGAUUCCGUUCAUCCGAGUCUCAAAAUAAAAAGACAAAACCUUCAGGUCAUGAUAUAACAUUACCAAAUAUUCUACAAAAAUCUCCAAAACCGGCCCAUACUGAUUCUUAUAAAACACUAACCGUUUUAAACGAGAACCCAAGUAAUUUGCUACAAUUAAUGAAUUAUCGCAAAGACGUCAAUGAGAUUCAAGAAUUAACUGUGGAACCAUCAGAGAGUGAUGUUGAUGGUAGUGGAAGCUGUAAAGAAGAUAUAAAUGUUGAUGAGGAAGAUGAAUAUAUGACAAGAAACGAUUUAGUUGCUGCUGGUAUUCUUCCAGAUUUUAUUGAAAAAGAAACAGACACAAGGAUAGAAAGAGAAGAAGAAAUAGAAAUCGACAUUGGUGAUAAUGGAUUAGAAACAAAACAGGUGCCAAUAAAAAAUGCCAUCAGUAUAAAAAGGCGAAAAAGUAAUUAUUUAAGUGAAUCAGAAGAGGCAAAUACAACACAAUUAAAGUAUAAACUUGUCUGUAAAAAAAGACGAACAAUUGAUAAAUUCAGUGAAAGAAAAAUGCCAGAUGGUGAAUCAAAAAAUACAAAUGAAACAGUGAAGAUUAAACAAGAAAUUGCUGAUUAUGAAGAAAAUCCUGGAUUCUUCAAUAAACAAUCAAGCAAUGGUUUCUACGAGUGCAAACUCUGUGAUAAAAGAUAUAAAACUUCAAAAGGCUUGUAUAAUCAUACCAAAGAAAAACAUGCACAUCAAGUCCGGAUCCAUCAUUGCCAAUAUUGCAGUUUCUUCACUUUAUGGAAAUCCGCCCUAGUGAGGCACUGUAGUAUUUUCCACGAAGAAAUUUUCCAGAGAAACAUAAAUUCCUUAUUUAAAUGUUCCCAUUGUAACUUUGAAACUAGAUCUAAAGAUCAACUGGCUCGGCAUAUAUUGGAAAAUCAUGUUUAUGAAAAAUUUGUGAAUUGUAGCUUAUGCAGAGCUCGUUUUCCCGAUAACCUGUCUUUUGCUAGGCAUGUAGAAGCUGAGCAUUUAGAUUUGGAUAUGCCAACUUGUUCGAAUUAUUGUUCGACUUGCGGUUUGAUUUUUUUAACCGAUGCAGAUUUCAACAAGCAUGUUGAUGAGUUGCACGCAAAUAGUUUGUGUGUUUUAUGCAAGAUGACUUUUAAUUGUAAGGAUGAAUUUUGUGAACAUCAGAAGAUUAUGCAUGGGACGUCUUUUGGGGCUUCAAUACUACCCUAGAUGAGAAUGAGUUAUGAAAAUAUUAGCUAUAUUUACUUUUAAGUUUAUAAUGCUUCUGCUGGGAAUUAUUUUUUUUAUAGCUUGUGGGUAUAUGCCAAAUUUAUUCAAUAAGAUUGUUUAUUUAAAAAGAAACUAUAUUAUUUGUAAUUUUCAUAUUUUUACAACUUCAUAUCAUACAAACCGCAAGUUGAAAUUUUUUGAUUCUUUCUUGACAUAGGUAGGUAUAUGAUUUCUUAACUGUAAUGAAACAGCUCACACCUCAUCUAUUAACUAUUGUUACAUAGAUAGGUACCUUAGAAUCUCUAGUGCCUAAAAGUAUUUUUUAUUUCAUACAUUUGAGUCAUGAAAAGGGCAAAAUGUGGCUAUUUUGGAGAAGAUGUGCAAUGGAUUGAAUUUGAUUUGAUUUUUGCAGCUAUAAUUUUCAUCUACUAAUAUAAACAUUGUUAGGUAAUAGUUAUUUUUCACAUAGAGAAUUUUUUUUUGUAUAAUUUUAAUUAGGUAGCUUAAUCAAGAUUUACCUACAUUCAAAGUUAAAAACAACCGCCCUCCAAUAGCCAGGUUAUAACAAGUUACCUGUGGGUUAUCUGUUCCAAAGAUAUGUAGGUUAUCCACUUAGAAUUUUCUAGAAUAAAUUUUUAUAAUU